Messenger RNA from Anas platyrhynchos (mallard), 2299 nucleotides. RefSeq names its product GTPase IMAP family member 1-like. NCBI's taxonomy places the organism in Eukaryota, Metazoa, Chordata, Aves, Anseriformes, Anatidae. Gene Ontology annotation, molecular function: GTP binding. The record is from RefSeq and is a predicted model, not a curated record.
ACCAUGGUGGCAGAUGGGGACAGCCCGGGCAAGGGCUGCUCCUCCUCAGCUUGGGAGGGGAUCCCGAUGCCUUGGGGAACGAGGAGCUGGCAAGGGAACUCAGCUCGGUCACUGGCAACCCUUGCAGUGCUUUGGGAAACCUGAGAGCUCGCAGAGGACGUGCACGGCCACCAACUGGAGCAGGAGCCUCCGCCCAGAAUCACCGUCAGUUCAGUGCCCUCGUCCGGCACCUGAACCUCCAGCCCUGAGCCUGAGCAGUGUGCGGGGUCCGUCCCAGCCCCUGACCGCGGUGCAGGCUGCAGCUGCCUCGUCUCCUGCCCCUUCUUCUGUCAGGGCUCUGCCUCCAGUCCCACCAGCAGCAGGAACUGCUUGGAAAAUAAACACAUAUGAUCGCAGGAGUUAAAUAACUCUGAGGCUGGAUUGUUUCUGGAGGAAUUACAGGAAUUACAGGAAGUAGCGUUAGAGCUGUCUGAACCUCCAGUGCUGCACAGAAUCGAAACCAAGCUGGGGGCUGGUGCGGGAGGAGCCGGUGCUGCCCUUGUGGCAUGAGCACAGUUCUCCAGGCUGACACCGGCCGUCACCGCUGUCACUUCCUGGUGGCUGUGAGCGUCCCGCAGGGACAAGACGAACGCCAGCGCAGGACGUGCAGGAAGCCAGGCCGUGGCCAUCCAUCGUGUCUAUUUGCAGCCCGGGCUCGGCGGGGACUUGGAGAUGAGGCUGAUCCUGGCCGGGAAGGCUGGUGGGGGGAAAAGCGCCACGGGGAACACCCUCCUCGGGGAAUGUGUCUUCGAGUCCAAGCUGUCCACCCAGCCAGUGACCGUGAGAUGUGCGAGUGCACAGGGGCACUGGGACGGCGAGGACUUCACGGUGGUUGACACGGCCGACAUUUUCAACCCCGGAGGUGCCAGCAGCGAGGUGCACCAAGAAAUUAUCCGCUGCAUCAGGCUGUCCUCACCGGGCCCGCACGCACUGCUGCUGGUGACCCAGCUGGGCCGAUUCACCAAGGAGGACGAGGAGGCCGCAGAGAGACUGCAGGACAUCUUUGGAGCUGAUGUUUUGCAGCACACGAUCGUCAUAUUUACCCGUGCGGAAGAGCUGGGGGAGAGAUCUCUGCAUGACUACGUGUCCUGUACUCACAACAAAGCACUCCACAAGCUGAUCGAGAGAUGUGGGAACAGGUACUGCGGCUUCAACAACCGGGCAGUUGGAGCCGAACGGGAGCACCAGGUCAUGGAGCUGAUGGGGGUGGUCCGCUGCAUGGUGCGGGUGAAUGGGGACAGGUACUACAGCAAUGAGAUGUACCUGGAGCCCAAUUUAACAGAAGAGAAGGUGGCGUAUCACAUGGCGAGGUACAGAGCAGGCAGGAUAAAGAGGGUGCAAUUCAGAUGGAGGCCAUCCCGGAGAGUUGUCCUGGCUUGUGCGCUGAUUGUCCUCAUCAUUAUUGUGAUCACCCUGGGCAUCCUUAUCGCACGGCUGUGAUGAAUCCCAGCACCACAGAGCCACUGAAAGCCUGGGGCUGGAGGCACCUCUGCACCCCACAUGUUCUGUCCCUGCCCAGGCAGGGUCCCCAGCGCCGGCUGCCCAGGACCGUGUCCACUGGGUGUUGGACAUCUCCGGGGAUGGAGACCCCAGCACCGCUCUGGGCAGCCUGUGCCAGCGCUCAGACAACCGCACAGCAAAAAAAGACUUUCCUGAUGUCUCAGCGGGUGUCCUUGUGCCUCCAGCAGUGCCCAUGCUCUUGUGUCCAGACUCUGGGCACCCCACCAGGCGUUCACACACACAGACGGGACCCCCAAGUCCCAGUGUAAUGGAACCAACUCUCCCUUGGAAACGAAGAGGAAUUGUCUAUUUUUAUUGAGCUUCCCUUUAAUCAGUUAUCAUAUAUGUAGUGCAGGACAAAAAAUAUGUUUAACUUUUAAUCCAGGCUCCCUUUGUUCAGGGACAGAAUGCUCCUUCUGGGAGAAACCAAGGAAAGUUGCCAAUAGAAAGUAGCCUGAGGUCGUGCUUCGGUGAUGUGUGGCCAUCGAUGGAUAAAAGGGGUUAGGGUGCUUCAUCGGGGAACACCACCAAGGACCCCCACAGAAAGGAAGGCAUGCGCAGAAGUUCCUGAAAAGGAGCCAUUAAGAAUGAUGCCACAUGAGCACAAAACUCAGGUAGAUUAGAAUGAAUAUGUAUUAGAUCACUAGAAUAGUCAUGAAUUUAAUGUCUCCAUGGAGCCAGGAAGUCGACAUUGGCUGUGCUUGAUGUGUGGAAACUGCACCAAGCUCUGAGGCCUGAAUAAAAGCAAUCUCUCUCCUGA